This is a messenger RNA of Sturnus vulgaris (Common starling), 1285 nucleotides long. The record is from RefSeq and is a predicted model, not a curated record. NCBI's taxonomy places the organism in Eukaryota, Metazoa, Chordata, Aves, Passeriformes, Sturnidae.
ACAGCACCUGGAAUGCCCUAUGGCUCCACUCAGCAGGUCCCUGCCACAGCACCUGGAAUGCCCUAUGGCUUCCCUCAGCAGGCCCCUGGGACUUACCAAGGUGCAGUGAACUAUGGAUUCCAGGGACAGCCCAUGGGAUUCCCAGGUGGAUUUGUUCCACCUGUCCAGAACCAGCCCAUGAAUGGGACAAUCUGGAUGCCUAUCCCUCCUUCUAUUCCCAACUGCCCUCCUGGACUGGAGUACCUCACACAGAUCGACCAGAUAUUAAUUCAUCAGCAACUUGAACUUCUUGAGAUUGUGACUGGCUUUGAAACAAACAACAAAUACGAAAUCAAGAAUACACUGGGACAAAGGGUGUACUUUGCAGCAGAGGACACUGACUGCCUGACCAGGAAUUUCUGUGGGUCAUCACGGCCCUUCACCAUCCGGAUUAUUGACAACCUGGGCCACGAGGUGAUAACGCUGCACAGACCUCUGAGAUGCUCCUCCUGCUGCUUCCCCUGCUGCUUGCAGGAGCUGGAAGUCCAGGCACCUCCAGGAACAACAGUUGGUUAUGUUAUCCAGACUUGGCAUGCCUGCCUGCCAAAAUUUACCAUUCAAGAUGAGAACAAAAGGGAUAUGCUGAAAAUUAUUGGCCCAUGUGUUGUGUGCAGUUGUUUUCAGGACGUUAAUUUUGAGGUGAAGUCUGUGGAUGAGACUUGUGCUGUUGGGAGGAUUUCUAAGCAGUGGACUGGUUUUGUGCAGGAAAUGUUUACAGAUACAGAUAACUUUGGAAUCUCAUUCCCAAUGGACCUUGAUGUGAAAAUGAAAGCUGUCAUGAUUGGUGCUUGCUUCCUUAUCGACUUCAUGUUUUUUGAGCAUGGUUCUGAUAACCAGCAGCAAUCAGGAGUUUGGCAAUGAAAUCUAAAUGUUCUCUAUGGAAGGAAGAAGAACAUGAAUCUCCCAACUUUCCAAUGAAUUGCAGAGCUCCAGUUAGAAUAUGAGAAAUGUACAUGUUAUAGUUACAUUUCUAUAAGUUAAAAGCUUUAUGGUCUUUUUUAUUAUUUUUUUUAAUCUGGAGAAAUAAUUUGUAGCAUUCAAAUAAAGACUCUGUCUCUACAGGUCAAUAGUAUGAUUUGGAGAAGUACAUAGCAACCUUUUUUAUUUCUCCAAGAACUCUGUAAUUUCAAAGUAACUAAUUAAGUAGUUAUUUAUAACUACUAUAAUAAUACUUUGAUUCCCAAAGAAGAGGAAUACCUCCAUAUUAAAUGUUAAUAAUAAACUAAGCCUAAUAAGGAGACACUGA